CUGCCAUCGGAUGCGCCUGUGUCCGUAACUUCCGCCAAAAGUCCAACACUAACACUUCUGGUCAAUAAUGUGGUGCAAGGCACCGUUAGCUUACCGCGUGGUCGUGAAUACCACCUGUGCGCAUCCAACGAAGUGGCAACUGCGGCGGCACCGUGUGACCCAGGUGUCACUGCCACCAACCGAUUGGGCGUCAACAUUACCGACCAAGUAUACGUCUGUCCACCCGACGCGUGCUUCCUAAAGGGCACAUCCUGUGCCGGGCACGAGCUACAGAAGAAGGGCCUCAGGGGCUGCGUCGACUCGAACUUGACAGUCGGGUCGUUCAUCAAGAUCAACUUCGUAGUAUACGACAAGUUCGCAGAGCAGCCUCGUGCCACCGCAACCCGCUAUAUCGCAAUCACAAGCCCCUGCAGCAAUCAUGUAGAUAUCUACUGCUCCGCUGACAACUCAUGUGGCUCGGAUCCAUGUGAUGCACGCGCACUAUUGCGCACCUUCACAAACAGCACUACUUCUGGUGUACGGCAAUCACCGCUCCUGCUACUUGUCGAUGGUGGUAAUUCAUCAGUGAAAGCGCCGGCAGCGUCACUAACCGUGGCUACUCUGACGGCCUCCAUCAUAGCUUCGUCUUUACUUAACGGCUCUGGACUUUUGUACGACAAACAACAGCAGCUCACGUUGCCGUACGGCAGACCGGCACCGUAUUCAUUACUGCCAUGCAGCGACCUGCACAACCUUACCGGCUGCGGCGCACUGGCUGUUGAUGC
Messenger RNA from Astrephomene gubernaculifera, 764 nucleotides. Lineage: Eukaryota; Viridiplantae; Chlorophyta; Chlorophyceae; Chlamydomonadales; Astrephomenaceae. The record is from the annotation of a GenBank genome assembly.